UUGCCUGCCACUUCCUCUCGUCCCAUACAAUUUUAGCGAAAAGACAAUUUUAUCCUUCUUUUUUAGGGAGUAUAUAGAAUGCGUCUUACUUCCUUUUUCCAGAUCGAGAACAUCUUAUUGCUUCGCUGCUCCCUAUUCAUCUACAGAUUCACUGAGCUUGCCUUGCCUUCAUCUAAGCCUCCAGCAAAAACCGUCUUAUAAUGUUGGCGUGCACUCCCCACUUUGUUUCUCUAAGUUUCUUGGAGCUGAGUACUCCAAAGAGAUAUUGGUUGGGGGACCAGGGCAGAAAGACCAUGUCAGUUGCUGUUUCAGUUGCAAAAGAGGCAUCCAAUUACAUUUCAGCAGCUCCAAUUUUCCUUCCUGAAGGGCCAUGGCAGCAGAUCCCUGGAGGUGUUACUGCUGCAGCUGGGUUCAAAGCUGCUGGAAUGUAUGGUGGAUUGCGUGCACUUGGAGAGAAGCCUGACUUAGCACUUGUCACUUGUGAUGUAGAUGCCAUUUCUGCAGGAGCGUUUACUACAAAUGUGGUAGCAGCUGCACCGGUAGUAUAUUGCAAAAAUGCAUUAAAUGCAUCGCCAACGGCUCGUGCAGUUUUAAUAAAUGCCGGUCAAGCUAAUGCAGCCACGGGUGAUGCAGGUUUCCAGGAUGUAAUUGAUUGCUCAACUGCUUUAGCUAAUUUACUUAACUUGAAGAACGAGGAAGUGUUAAUUGAAUCCACUGGGGUCAUUGGUAAAAGAAUAAAGAAGGAGGCCCUUCUUAGCUCACUCCCAAAGCUAGUUGGUCUGCUGUCAUCAAGUGCUGAUGGGGCAAAUUCAGCCGCUGUAGCAAUAACUACUACUGAUCUUGUCAGCAAGAGUGUGGCAAUUGAGUCUGAGAUGGGAGGGACGCGUAUAAGAGUUGGUGGAAUGGCAAAGGGUUCCGGGAUGAUUCAUCCUAACAUGGCAACAAUGCUUGGGGUUAUUACUACUGAUGCCUUGGUUUCAAGUGAAGUUUGGAGAAGAAUGGUACAAAUUUCUGUGAGCCGAAGUUUUAACCAAAUUACUGUUGAUGGGGACACCAGUACAAAUGAUGCUGUCAUUGCUUUGGCUAGUGGGCUUUCAGGUGCCAGCAAGAUCUCUUCUUUGAACAGCUCACAGGCAAACCACCUGCAGAUGUGUCUUGAUGCUGUAAUGCAGGGGCUUGCAAAAUCUAUAGCUUGGGAUGGAGAAGGCGCCACAUGUUUGAUUGAGGUAAGGGUUGACGGGGCAAAAGAUGAAGCUGAAGCAGCAAAAAUUGCACGUUCAGUCGCUUCUUCUUCACUCACGAAGGCUGCUGUUUAUGGGAGGGAUCCAAAUUGGGGACGCAUUGCUUGUGCUGCUGGUUAUGCUGGAAUUCCUUUCAAUCCAAAUGAACUUCGAAUAUCACUGGGUGAUACUCUGCUUAUGGAUGCUGGGCAACCUCUUCCAUUCGAUAGUGUUGCGGCCAGUAGUUAUAUGAGGAAGGCCGGGGAUACUCAUGGCACUGUGGAAAUUCACAUAUCUAUAGGUGAUGGUCCGGGAAGCGGAGUUGCAUGGGGGUGUGACUUGAGUUAUGACUAUGUGAAAAUAAAUGCCGAGUAUUCGACGUGAAUAUAUCUACAGUGUUCUAUAUUUGCUUAAAAAGUAUCUUCGGCUCACCGUGGGACUGCGAUGACAGCUCAUGAAUAAGAGAGUAAUUUGAUGUAUAUUAGUAAUAAGGUAAGAUAUGAGAGUCGUACUAUUGUGGGAUAUAAUUUCUUUCCACCCUACUUAAUGUGUCUUCAACAAUUGAAUGAUUGAUUCAUGUGAAAACAUAUAAAAAAGACAUUUACUUACUAAUAAAUCAUCAAGAGGCCAUCUCACACUGAGCUUUUCACACUGGUCUUCCUGUCUUU
Messenger RNA from Cuscuta europaea, 1888 nucleotides. Lineage: Eukaryota; Viridiplantae; Streptophyta; Magnoliopsida; Solanales; Convolvulaceae. The record is from the annotation of a GenBank genome assembly.